GAGUCGAAAAAUAUCUCCAAAUGUUGGAACACAGGAAAAAAUCUCACAUGUCACUAUUGUCCUUUUGGUGCUGAAACCAAAGUUUCAAUCACUGUUGCCAUGGGAUAUUCUCCUUUGCAAUUACUCGUAAUUCAACAUUCAAUGAGUUGUGGAAAAUUAACUCGUCACGCUUUGCCAUUCAUCCACUAGAAUAAUUAAUCAGGCGAUUGAUUCUACUGGCGCCUAUUGGAAAAUUCAAUACUGAAGGCAAUCGCAUACAAAACUACGUACAUCUUGUAAAUUUCCAUUGACGUCGAUCAGAAUACAACUCGAUUUUUGUAAAUUAUACUAUCUUAAAGGAUAUCACGUCUACAAUAAAUGAUAAUAAUUAUCAUUAAAUAAUUAUGAGAAGGAGAAUCAAAGAAUUGAAAAUAUUUUGCGUUUACCUUUUACUCCGGAUCAUUUUUACUAAUUUUUUUUUUGAGAAUUCGUAAUACUAAAUGAUAACAGUACUUGGGCGGAUCAAACACGAGGAAGUGUCCUUGCCGGGACUAUCUACUUUCAAUUCUUUUGCAAAGUUCGGGGAUUUAUGGGCCCAGGUGCUAACACGAUUACUAUCAAAAUUCUGGGCCACUAAUUUCAGUGAUUUAUUUCUGUAAGGAGACAAAGAUCCCGAACACAUCGAAUAAAAAAGUGUUUGGCGGUCAAACUUAUACAGUUAUACUGUCCCAUUUGUUCGUUUGUGCGGGUCGAGGUUUUCUUUUCUUAUUAAAUUCCAAUCGCGCACGUUUUCGGUGUGGAAUCUCUCACGUAUACAGUAAGUAUACGACAGCACACGACUAAAGUCCACCAACUGUGAGCUGGUGGAAUACAGCAGGUCACAAAAAACUCAUAAUUUCAUACUUGAACCUCACGAUUAUCGCUGGCAGUCGUCAGUCUUUCAAAAUAAAAAUUUGACGAAUGUUGAAUUUUACGUAAUUUAAGUUGUAUAAUUUCCAUUUUUGUCGCUGCAAUUUUUGAAUAUAUUGGACAAAUUUGAUGGUAUCUGAGAAAUUAUACAAGUAAUGAAGCACAUACGGUGGAAUUACGAGUAACUGGACUUGCUAUCACUAGUUAUCGAUGGAGUGGAAAUUCUACGGGACUGGUGCAGCAGCCGGGCUGAAUCAAUGAGUGGAAAGGCAGCGUACCAUGACAGGAUGGAGAGUAGCAUUGGGCAUGACAAUUUGGACUUGCGUGGUGGUGGAUUUGUUUGUGAUGGGGGAUAUCAGUUUGUCAGGUGAUAUUCCCAGACGAAAGCCACCUUACUCGGUCAUGGGCUCCAACGCCCUCGAGAGAUCGGUCCUGGUGGAUCGCCAAGAGCGCCUGCAGCUCAACUGCGAGGAGGUCAUGAGAAUGGACAGUCUUGACCUGGAGAACCUCAAUCCCCAGGACUUUCGUAAUAUUUUGGUGGACGAGGCCCACGAAUUGCUUUACUGCUAUGUACCAAAAGUAGCCUGCACCAACUGGAAGCGGGUUCUUAUGAUAGCAACAGGCAAGUGGUCUGGAAGCGAUCCCCUGGAAAUUCCAGCCAAUUUGACACACGCCUCCGGAACUUUUCUGCGUUUAAGUAACUUCUCAAUGGCCGAAAUUGAACAAAAAUUGGCUACUUACGAUGCACUCAUUGCAGUUCGGCAUCCACUCGAAAGAUUGCUGUCAGCUUACAGGAAUAAGCUGGAGACGAGAGACGAGACGAGUUCAAAGUACUUCCAAACUCGUUUCGGAAGAAAGAUCGUUAAGAGAUACAGAAAAAAUGCCACCAAGGAGUCGCUGAGCAGAGGCGAUGACGUGACAUUUGGGGAAUUCGUGGAUUUUAUCACGAAUUAUGAUGAUAACAGGACGACCAAUGAACACUGGAGACCAGUCAGUGAAUUGUGUCUGCCUUGUAUAGUUAAUUAUAAUCUCAUUAGCAAGUAUGAAACGCUGGUGGAAGAUGCCACUGAGGUUCUGGAAAGGAUUGGGACGGGGUACAUUAGUUUUCCAUCGAAACCAACAGGUCGCGAGCCGACGGAAAAAAAAUUGGAAGAUUACUACUCCAGGUUGUCGUUCAAACAACUCAGGAAACUAGCAGAAUUCUACAGGAUAGACCUGAAACUGUUUGAUUAUUCGAUGGAGGAUAUCCUGGGAUUUUCCCUUGCCUAGUGAUAUUUUGAACCUAAAUUAAAUUGAUCUUGUGAUUCACGCAUUGCUCAUUGGAAGGGGUCUUCAUCGUGAUGGAUGAAGUAGUCACAUACGCCUAUGUGCCAAUUUUAUUUUCGAUAAAUAAUAGCAAAGGGGGUGAUCGGGUUGAAUUUCUCUUUCAGUAAUUUCGUUUCUAAUAUUUUUGUAAAUAAUUUUGUUCUAAUUUGUGUAAAUAGAAGAAAAUCCAGUUCAACUGUGAUUUUAUUACUACAUAAAACAUAACAAAAUGCAGUGGGUCGCCUUUGGCGUGCGCUGAGACUGAGAAGUUUCAGUUCGAAGAAGUUUUAGAAGAGAAGUUGAACCCUAGAACCACUAAGAAUGAUGAUUUCGAGUCCCCUCAGGUAUAGAGUAAUAAAAUCAUUAUUUGUAAAAAAUAAGUGCAAUAAACUAACCACUUAUAAUUAGUGUCUUAUAAUUUUA
Molecule: messenger RNA, 2616 nt
Organism: Diachasmimorpha longicaudata
Lineage: Eukaryota; Metazoa; Arthropoda; Insecta; Hymenoptera; Braconidae
Product: carbohydrate sulfotransferase 11-like
Exons: 5
Coding region: 1168-2157 (329 amino acids)
Biological process (GO): carbohydrate biosynthetic process
Cellular component (GO): membrane
Molecular function (GO): sulfotransferase activity
Source: RefSeq, a predicted model, not a curated record